This is a messenger RNA of Aricia agestis (brown argus), 6293 nucleotides long. It is a transcript of the gene ssp3, whose product is annotated as calponin homology domain-containing protein DDB_G0272472. Lineage: Eukaryota; Metazoa; Arthropoda; Insecta; Lepidoptera; Lycaenidae. The transcript is spliced from 22 exons. Bases 229 to 5958 code for a protein of 1909 amino acids. The record is from RefSeq and is a predicted model, not a curated record.
UUAUGAAAAUAUUUUGCUACCGUUGCAAGCUUUUCUGCUCCUAAAUAUUUGUUAAUUUUAGUGCAAUAUAGUAUUAAUUCAUACUGAGUUGUUUAUUUUGUAUAUCCAAUUUUGUUAUUACAUAUUUACUUGCAUUUGAAGACAACAUCUUUCUAUUUAUGAAUACGAGCUAUGUACUUAAUUUUACUGUUCGUGUUUCGAUAAAUGUAUCAUUUUGUUUGAUGAGCAAUGGAAGAAGUGCGACAGUUGGUUCAAGAGGAAGGGCGAGAGGCGCGUAAUUUAGUAGCUUUCCAUGUUGCGGUGGAUAGUCCUGCUCGAGUGUCUCGUAAGCCGCCGAAAGCGCUUCCCCCGGCGCGACGGGCGCCUCCCCGCGCCACUCGACUUCGCUCCGCCUCGGCCGGCCGCGACAAGCGCUCCGAGCUCAGAGCCAGAUACUGGGCCCUGCUGUUUGGAGACCUGCAGAGAUCGGUGGGAGAAAUUUACAACACAGUAGAAGCCCAUGAGAAUGUAAAUGAGUGCCAAGAAGUAAUACUUGUACUUGAAAAUUAUACCCGAGACUUUAAAGCGCUCGCCGAGUGGUUCAGACUAAAAUGGGAGUACGAUAACACGCCUCCUCUUCAGAGGCCGCAGAGUUUGGCGUGGGAGAUACGGAAAACGGACUUCGUGCGACCGGAAUCGAGACGCGCGUAUUCAGUAAAAAGUUCUCCCUCGGUUUCAGGAAAGAAUAGUCCUUGUCUCUCGGGACACAACACUCCCAGUGGCAAAAAUAGUCCUAAUCUAACUGGAAAAGCGAGCCCCGGAAGUGGUAAAAUAAGUCCUAGAAUAGUCUCACACAAUUCUAGUCCAAAGGGAAAUAUUGAAUUUUUUAGUAACAAAAUUGUUGCUUCGAAGAUAACAGCUAAACCGGAACCUAAGCUAGCUAAAGAAACUUCUAGAUUAUCGGAUAUCAAAGAAAAAGAAACAAAGGAGACAAACGACGAAGAUGAGUUUUUAAAUAACCGUAACAGUCUUGGAGAUGAACUGCAGAAACGGCCUACAAUCGUAAAUUCAAAAGAUAUGGAUAAAGAUGGAAAAAGCUCUCCGCUUAAACUUGGUAAAACUAAAUUACAAGAUGUGGAACCUGCUGCUAGUUUUGCAAAUACAUCCCCAGAGAACCUUUCUGGUGCAGCAAUCACUACAAAACUACUAGAUGAGAUGGAAAACUCAUUUUUAGCGAAAAAUCUAAAAGAAAAUUAUGCCAAAAAUGAUAAUGUGAUAAAUAAAGAGGCUGAAAAUCGCCAAAACACUCUUAAUUCGCCCCAAGUACAAGAAAAUAACUCGACUGAUUCUAAAGAAACGCUAUUUACUGAAUCUCCUAAUAUAUCUGAAGACAAUUUUGCAGAUAUAUCGAAUGAGAGUUCUAAUAAGUCUGAUGAAAUUAAGACAGAAGUUUCGAAAGAUAUGAACGAAAAAAAGACACCAGAAAAUUUAAAAGAAGGAAAAACUCAAAACGAGAAAAUUCAUACUGUUUAUGAAACGACCUCUCCACAAUCGAAGGAUUAUCCUGAAAUUGAUGGGCAUACAAUACUGAACACGAACAAAGACAGUAUAGAAAAUAAUAAAGUAGACGAUCGCCAAAAGCAAGCGCUAAAAAUGUGUACAGAUAAAUUACUAAUUUCCGAUGCAGAAAACGUUAAAAGUAAAGUCAACGCUUCUUCUCCAUGUAAAGAAAAUUUAAAAGAUGAAAGUCAGAAAAAAGAGACUGAUGUUAAAAAAAUAGAAUCGAAACAAAUUAUUGAAGCAAAACCAACUGUCCGACCAGCUUAUUCUCAAGCUGCUGCAAAGCCCAAAUCUCCCAAUAUCUCCAAAGUUGAAAAUAAAACUCCAACCAGAUUAGUUCGCAGCUCGACAGUUGUUGAAAUGCGACCAGCGGUUCCAAAAACUCAACGAUCAUUCCAGAAAAAAGUUUCAACCAAUAAAUGCAGUUAUCCUUUUAACUUAACUACUGGGCGAACUAGUCUUUUUGAUACACCCGCAAGUGCUUCAAGUAAGGGAAAUACUUUGAAUAGGUCUUUGAACAAAAGUGUUCAAAUGGCAUCAGGCGAUGGAAAGUUUAAUACACUCAGCAAAACAGAACCCAAGAGAAAAAUUUCUAGGCCAACAUCAUUAAAAGUGAAUGAGAAACCUACAAAACAGGAUACCAAGCCCUAUAAUUCAGAAAAACUGAACGAAUGCCAAGACCAUAGCAGCUCAGAAACUUUGACUGCUCAAAUUGAAAUAUCUCGUAUUGAAUCAAAUGAAAGCCUAAAAACUUUGGUCCCUAAAGAUUUCGAAUCGUUACAAGAUAUAUCUAGCUCAGUUGAAGUACUGAAUAUCGACAAUAAAAGCGAUAAUGACGGCUGGCUGACUGUCAAAUCGAGAAGAAUAAUAAGGGAAUCUAAGAAACAUCCGAAGUCUCAUUGGGCCAAACGAUUUAAUCAACCUUCAGCUACAACAAGCUUGCCAACCCUUAAUAUGUUAGAAUCGCCAAAACAGGAGAACAAAAGUAUAACUGAAAAGGGGGAAGUUAAGAAAGAAUAUAGGGCAAAAUCGGAACAACCACCGCAAGUUGAGAAGAAUGAGCCUCCUAUCAAACAUGAGAGAAGCAAGCCGGCGUCCAAACACAAAUCGAGUCAUAGAGCCAAAGACUCUUCAAUGGUGAGACAAAAGUCUGACGUUACCGGCUUAAAGACGAGGUCUUCCAAAAACAGAGCAAUAAGUAGACGUUCAGAAAGAAAAGGUAUUCCCAAGGAAGAAGAUUCUGAAUUGGCUGGCAGUAGAUUGCAUUCAUCUUUAGAAAGCCUAACAACUGCCUUAGCUCGAUCGCAAGAGAGUACAGAGGACGCCUUCGAUUUUGACAAAUGGAAGGCUGAAUUCAAGUCCACAUUCAAAUAUUUCGACGAUGAUGAUGGUAUAUCAGAUCAUAAUGAAAUAUUGAAGACAGCGGAUCCAUCAGAAAUGUCUGAGAUAGCAGAAAUGACGUCACUCAUAGAAGAGAACGAAAGGAAAAUGAGCUUAGCACUUGACUUCCAAUGCGAAGUGGAUCAGCGAAAACUCUGCGAGGAAGAAGAUUUACUAAAUAGACAAAUUUUGGAGCUACAACAAGUGUCUGACGUAGAUAUUGACACUGAAACGGACGAUACAGAGACUGAUGCUGAAAUUCUUUGUGAGGGUCCACCAGAAUCAACGCCAUCUCAAGAAUCACUAGGAUCUCUCGCUGCGAGUUUGGAAGAUCAGUAUGAGACGGCUCUAGCGGGCAUGUCUUGGGCGGAGCGAGUGGACACAUUAGUCGUGUUGGAGGCUCUAGUUGCUAGAGAUCCAGGUCGCGCUCAACAGUUACAUGCUAAGCUGUCACAGGGCAUUAAACGACGAGGGAGCUUACAGGACGCCUUGCGGAGGCUUCAAACUAAACAAGCGCGGGCUGAGCGACAGAGAAUGGAGUAUCAAACAGAACGGGCCAAGAGAAUACACCAGCUGUUGGCACGAGUCGAGGAAGUCAAGGUUGCUAAAAAUCAACUGAUUGAAGGCAAGCGUUUGAGAAUGGAAAGAAGGCUGCAGAAAGCUACAGAGAAUCGCGAUCAACAUUUGAAAGACAUAGUCCGCAAAGCUCACGACGAGGAGGAGAAACUACGGGAGAUCGCGUUCAUAAAGCAGCUGGAGGCUGAGAACAGGCGACACGAGUUCCUCGACCAGUGCCGCUCUCACACCACGCGGUUGAGGCAGAUGCGGCGAGACCGUCUCGAGAAACUAGAGGCAAAGGCAGCUCACGAGGCGGCUGUCGGCGAGCGGCGUGCGGCGCUCGAGGCGGCCAGGCAGCAUCACGUCGCCGGUUUGCUGCAGCGGCGCCGCGAGCGGACCGCGCAUCUCGAGCAGCUGCGGGAACGCGAGCGUCGGCGGCGUGGAGAUGCGGCGCGGGAAAAGGCGGAAGGCGUAAAAUCCCGUCUAUCCGCAUUAGCGGCAGCAGCCGAGCUCGAAGCAGACGCGUUACGUUGCCGCAUCAGAGAUAAGCAGGACGCCAGUCAGCUGCGGCUCGAGUCGCAUCUACAAGCGAUACGCGAGCGUGCUACCGGCCCGAGACAACCGACUACGUCUGAAAGCCAAGACCAACCAAAUGAGAUUAAUGAAAUAGAAGAGGAGGCUCAGAGAAAGGAACAGGAGAAAAAGGAGAGAGAGAAACAAAAGACUAUUAAGAAGAAGGCGAGGAAACUUAAACAGAGGCUGCUAGCUAGUGGCACUGUAUCCCCAGUUAGAGAAGCAGACUUUUCGAGUAUCGAUCCAAUCUUUUGCCUUGCGAGCAACAAAAUCUACAAAGUGCUGUCAUCCCUCAAUAAUAUGAUAUCUUCAUUGAAUGACACUAAACCUGUGAACGGAUUCGAAGCCGAAGAAGAAAAACCUAAAAAGAAAAAGAAGUCAAAACUCACCAACGGAGACACAGAGAGCGUAAAAAGCGACGACAAAGAUAAACUAAAUAAUAACAACGAUCAGAUAAAAGAAAAAGAUCAAACGCAAAAAGAUGACAAAUUAACUAACGGCGAGAAGACCAAUGAAGAUAAAGAACCAAAGAAGAAGAAUAGAAAAAAGAAUAAGAAUAAUAACGACGUGCCGAAAUUGAGUAAAACUAAUUCUGUGUGUAGUUCUAUGAGCGACAUGAGUAGGAACAGCGGUAAGAGCGAGAAGAAGGUUGUGCUGGAUUUGCCGCAGAUGGAGAAACAGAUGAACGAGUUGUAUCGCUUUAUGGAGAAACUUGAUAAGACAAUGUCGGACAAAACUUCUGUGCUGCGGUACUACACAGUGAAGGUGAUUGGAGAUCUGUUAGAGAUUGCAGCCGAGAAAGAGGAACUAGCGUCACAGUUGUCUACUAAGUGUAUAACAACGGCGGUGACGCUGGCGUCGCGCGUGCAGGGCGGCCUCACCGCCAACUGUUGCGUGCACCUGAUCACACUGCUGGCGAGACAACUGGAAAAAGACCUUCAGUCGGACCCCAAGGAGUUGGAUCUAGCGAAACAGCUGUCGGACUGUCUGUCCGUCGCCUUCGACACGGUGCUCUGCUUCACCAGGGUAUACCAGGAGAUGGAGAAGAAAGACAAGAAGAAAACCCUGAGCGCGCUGAGGAAUAGAGCGCAUCUGCUUAUCUGCUACCUCUGCAGCAGCGGGUGUAUUACACGCGCGGAGAACGCCGGCGAAGUCCGCGAGAGUAUCCAGACGUUGCUGACCGUGUGCGCUGACCUGUGCCAUCCGUGCGACGCUGAUGUUGGCUCAGAAAGAUCGUCAGCGAAGCAAGCGCUCCGGUCAGCUCUAGGGAAGAGCAUCUGCGGUUCCCGCGCGGAGUUCUGUCUGCUGUUCGCUCAGGGCGCGUCGCUGGAGCAGUGCGGCGGGUUCGUGCGGGCGGCGCGGACGGCGCACUUGCUGAGAACCAUCGCGGAGAUGGACCAUGAGAUCCUACAGGAAGCAUUCGGGGAAGGAAGAUGGCCGCUGGAGUUCCGUGCAGCUGUGGCAAGACUGCUCUCGCAACACGCGCCCAACGAAAAGGAAGCGCCAAGAAAAUUGAGUGAGCUCCAAAACCCCCGACUGGACCAGACACUGUCGGAGACGAUGGUGCUGGACCUCAUCGUGUUGGUGGGAUUCGUGGUCGUCAACAAUCCACAACUACAGGAGACGAUCUGCUCCGGCUGGAGCGUGAUCAAGACGCUGUGCACGCUGCCGGCGAACUGGCUGGUGUCUUCGGUGCGGAGCCGCGCGCUGCUGCCCACGCUCGUGGCGCUCGCCGACCACCCCGCCUCCGCCGCCGCCAUCUCCGCCGAGCUUAGCAUGGAGAUGCUUGAAGAGUUCUUAGAAAAUCCCGAAACGCAGACCAUCAAACUGAUUCAAGUCAUCAAACAGGGCAGAGCAAAGAACUGCACUGGUCUUUUAAAGACUGGGAACUUGCCAUUUAUAAUCUGAGAUAAAAAUGUCACAACCCGGAAAAAACACAUAAGGACACUGACUGAAGCAAAACCAUCUUGCCGGAUCUUACGUACAAAUCCCAACUAAUAAAAUUAUUAACAAGGUCUGAACCUUAACCGUCCUUGUCUGUCAUAUGACUUUUCAAAUGUAUUAGACAAAGACAGCAGACGUUAUUGGGUUAUUUUCUUUAUAACAUUUUAUUAGUGAUGCUGCUUUGCCGAACGGUAGUAUACAUUUUCAGUCAACAUAGCAAGUGACAGCUAUUAACCGCCGCACUCAGAGACGAAUAGUAAUAAUUACUUACUUAACUGUAACUAAAUGGAGAUUUUGAC